ACUUUCAGAAGUGACCACCCAGUUCUCCUUGCUUCAGCUGUAGCUAAUGGAGGAGAUUGUUUCUUCUUGUAGGUCUUUACGCAGGUGUCUGUAAUUUGCACGUUGUAACUUGCAAGCAUGAGAGGCCAAAAUUCAAUAUUAAGUCACCAAACCUUAUGUAGCAUAGAACUGGCUAGAGGUGUCUGAUUUUAAGGCUUUUCCCCAAAAUGUGGCUAUGCUGGCAAAGUAAGCAAAGCUGGCAGGCUGUGAGGGUGGUAAGGCAGAGGCACAGAGCAGCUGUGGCUGUCCCAUGGAAGUGUCCAAGGCCAGGUUGGACAGGGCUUGGGAUAGUGAAAGGUGCCCCUGCCUAUGACAGGGAUGUGGCAUGAGAUGGCCUUAAGAUCCCUUCCAACCCAAACUGUUCUGGAAUUCUAUGCUGUCUGUCUCCUCAUCUCUCUGCCCACAGAAAAUUGAUUCUGUGUAGGUGUGAUUAGAAUGAAAGAGGAGAGCUGCUGCUGUCUAAUGUCUGCUGUUGCCACCUGGAGAACUCUGGAAUGCUGUCAGCAGCUCAGGGGAUCUGCUCAUCUGCUCUUCUCAGCACCCUGCCCUCAGCAGAACCACGAAGUUGUUUUGCAUACUGAUUGAGUUUUGUUAAGCAAAAAUAGGACCAAAGACAGACAAAACAGUGUCAGAAUAGGGAUAUGAUUUUUUUUAUGCUUGUGGUUUAAAACUCAGCUCCCAAGGACAGGUUUUAAUCCCUGAAUUGUGUUUUAAAGUGUUGUAGGAGUACAAUAGAUUAUUCUUUGGGAAAGAGAGCGAAGUUGAGCCUGCAUUUGUGAGAGUCUUUCUUGCUCCUCUUUUGCUGAUUGAUUAAUAAUGCCAUAUUAAUCUUUGAGGAAAGAUGUUGGAAGGAUCCAUCUUCAGUACUUGUAAAGUGUACAUUUUGGAAACAUAAGUUUGUGAGCUCUGGACUAUUUAAACCAUUUUUGUGUUAUCUGCAGUUUCGUGAAGGAGACAUUGGAAUAAAUUUUGGCUUCCUGGCUGUGGUUUCAUGGCAUCUUUUUAUUUCCUAUUUUUGGCUUUAGUGUAAACCCUUCUUGCUUUCAGCAAGAUGUGAAAUUUCUUUGGGUAUGAACGUGUUUGUGAUUUAAAAGUUGUAAUUUUUACACCUGAAGCAAUGUAAAGCUGUUCAACUUAUUUUCAUAAUUUAAGGCAUAAUUUAAAAGGAGUUUAUGUUUUCUUGAAAUUCCCACAACUGUAUAAGCAACCAGUGUGUUCAGAGUGUGGUGGUAAACUGCAUGCUCUCUUAAUGUAGUUUUUAAUAGAGGCCUGGAAAAUAUUUAAUUUAUGGAUAAAUUCUUACUGGUAUUUGCUUGUAUUUUCUCUCUGAAGUGACAAACUUCCCUGUCAGAGGUGGAUCUUGGGCUGGUCCCUUUGAAGCUCAAAUAUUCCUGUUCCUCUAGAGUCUCAGGACUAGUGCUCUCAGGAGAUCUACCAGUCCCUCUGUGUUGAGUUCACCCAAGUGCAGAUUUUCAUUGCUCCUCUCUGAAUUUAUUAGAUCACAUGAUUAUAUCACUGCAAUUUGGUAGUGCUGGAUGAUAGCCUUGGGUACAUUUUUCUGGUAGAAAAAUCUGUUUUCUUCCAUUUGGCUUGUAAGUUCAUGAAGGUGCCAUUGUUUUCUUCACCUGUAAUUGCAUGCUCCUUGUAUGUUUUUGAACUUAUUUGCUUUGUGGGCUUCUGCUUGUCCUGCAGUUGGAUGGAGAAGCAGCCUGGUGUGUGCAUUGCCAUGGGUGACCACUGCUUUCCUGUACUUCCCUGGUACUGAAGCCACCAGGAUUCAGUAAUGGAGGCGUUGCUGGAAGGAAUGCAAAGAAAUGGGCAGGGGAGCGGUGGGUUCUUGACCUCCUGUGAGGCCGAGCUGCAGGAGCUGAUGAAGCAGAUUGACAUCAUGGUGGCUCACAAGAAAUCCGAAUGGGAAGGGCAGACACAGGCUUUGGAAGCUUGUCUGAGUGCCCGUGAGCAGGAACUUUCCUCUGCCAAGGCAGCUCUGCAGGAAAAACAAAAGGAGGUUGGCAUGUUGCGUCGCCAGGUCGAAGAUGUGGAAAAAUCCAAGCAGGACAUGGUCAGAGAGUAUGAACAACAGCUGAAGAAAUUCCAGGAGGAGUUGUCCCGUUUGAGGAGGAGCUAUGAGAAGCUGCAGAAGAGAAAAACAAGAAACAGAGGAGAAGCUAACAGGGGCCAAGAGGAGGACAAGUUUGAAUUGAGCCGACUGACCAGAAAGCUGGAGGAAUUCCGUCAAAAAUCACUUGACUGGGAGAAGCAGCGCCUGCAGUACCAGCAGCAGGUGGCAUCGCUGGAGGCGCAGCGCAAGGCUCUGGCAGAGCACUCCGAGCUCGUGCAGACCCAGCUGGCCAAUCGGAAGCAGAUCCUGGACUCGGUGGAGCUGGCGAGCCGCUCGGAAAUCCAGCACUUGACCAGCAGGCUGGAGAGGGCCAAUGACACUAUCUGUGCCAACGAGCUGGAGGUGGAGAGGCUCAGCAUGAGGGUGGAUGACCUGAGUGAGGACAACCGCAUCAUUCUGGAGGAUCAGCAGAGAGUUCAAGAAGAAUUAAGGCAGUCCAAGAAAAUGUUAGAGGUGCUGCAGGAUGAGAAGAUGGAACUGAAAGCCACCUUGCAGUCUCAAGAAGAUUUCAUUGGCAGCUCCAAGCUGCACCAGGAGCAGUUAGAGAAAGAGCUGGCCAGGGUGACUGAAACUCUUCACACAAAAGACUGCCUCAUCAGGGCCUUGGAGGAGCGCUUGCAAGGGAAGCUGUUGUCCUCUGCAGGGCUGGAGCUGCAGCAGGUGCUGCUGCAGCUGGAUGUUGCCCAGAAGAAGGAACAGCACUUGCAGUCAGAGGUGACUCGUCUUGAGAACAGCCUGGUGUCUUCAAAUGCCAGGUGUGUGCAGCUGAGUGAGGAGCUGGAUGAGAAUAUCAAAGAGCUGCAGUCCCUGGAAGAAGACCAGACUGAGUCAAGGGCAGAGAUUAAAAAGCUGAAAGACCAGCUCUCUGAGGCUGAACAGAUGCACAGCAGUGAGUUAGAAGGGAUGAAAAGGGAGAUCUCCAGGCUGACCCAGGAACUGCACCAGAGGGACAUCACCAUUGCAUCGGCGAGUGGCUCCACCUCAGACCUGGAGCAGCAGCUCAGAGCAGAGAUUGAAAGAGCAGAGAGGAAAGCAGUGGAGCACAGGGUAAUUCUGGUCCAGCUGGAAACUUUGAGGCUGGAAAACCGUCAUCUCUCAGAGAUUCUGGAGAAAACAGAGUGUGGUAAGCUGAAGGGGGAUGGUGGCACCCUGAGAGCCCUCAGGGAGGACUAUGCUGUUGAGCUCCAGAAAUUAAUAUCUGAGAACCAGCAGCUGCGGAAGGACCUUGCAGAGACCAGGGCAAAACUGGGGGUCACUGCACAGGGGUGCCCACAUGAACCCAAGGGCACGGCUCAGCAGGGGCAAGGCAAAGAGCCCAGGGAUAUACAGCACAGGACAGCUCAGGAAGCACAGCACGAGCAGGAUGAACACACAGGGAGGACACAUCUCCAGCCUGACAGGACUGCUCAGCAUCAUCACAGGGACUCCCAGAGGUGUGGGGCUGCUGAAACAGCAACUGUGACCCCUGAGACGGGUGAGCCACCCUCCCAGAGCAGCAGCAAGAACUGCAAGGAGUCAUGUGCCUGGCUGGGAGCAGAGUCUGUGCUCCAUGCAGUGGAUGAAAACAAAGAUUUUGCAGAUGAAGCAUCUAAGCAGCCUGCCUCAAAUCGUCACAGAGAAUCUGUGUCUUUGUGCCCCUUGCCUACAGCUUCUGUUGGAUCCAUUGCUGCACGAUACCUGGAAGAUGAAGAAGUGAGAUCCCAGCACAUCCUGGAGUGCCUAAAUGCUCACAUUGAGGAACUGAAAAAAGAGAGUGCAAAGAUAGUGAGACGAUUUGAACACCAGGAAUAAUGUUUCUUGUGGAAUUGCAGUGCUGUUUCUUUACAUGGUUCCAAUCUGUGACUGGGAAGGUGCCUAUAUCCAGUUGGGAUUGGAGUUUCAGAGAGAGGCCACAUGUCCCACUUGGAGCUGAAUCAGCAGGAUGGGAGUUCAGGAAAAGGAACUUCUGUCUGCGUGCUUGCUCUGGUGUGGGGUGUUAGACCACAAACAUUUUAGCCGCUUGUCGUACGUCAGAGACCUCUAUCAGAGCUAUAUUCUCACUCACCAAAAUUAUGGUGUUUUUUAAAAGCAAACCAUUUGUUAUUUUUUAUCUAAUGUAUUUAAAGUAUAUUUUAUAUGUGU
Sturnus vulgaris (Common starling) is the source of this 4282-nucleotide messenger RNA. Lineage: Eukaryota; Metazoa; Chordata; Aves; Passeriformes; Sturnidae. The record is from RefSeq and is a predicted model, not a curated record.